Branchiostoma belcheri (Belcher's lancelet) is the source of this 3061-nucleotide messenger RNA. Its product is annotated as serine/arginine repetitive matrix protein 1-like. The record is from RefSeq and is a predicted model, not a curated record. NCBI's taxonomy places the organism in Eukaryota, Metazoa, Chordata, Leptocardii, Amphioxiformes, Branchiostomatidae. The transcript has 13 exons. Bases 142 to 2823 code for a protein of 893 amino acids.
UGCCAAUCAUCAGGUAAUCUUUCAAUAAUGGCGGCCGAAGAACUUUGGACCGAGCGCCUGUCCCGAGCAAGUUCUGCAACAAUGCGGUGAAAACCCCGUAAAGAAUUGUUCUUUUGGCUCAGAUUCCGUCCAAUAGAAUCAAUGGAAGCCGGGGACGAUGUUUACGCCGAGGGAAGAGCGUCGGCGGCGAGACGGGACUGGAUGCGGGCAUCCGGCGCGUCACUGUCUCGACUGGACCAGGUCCGACCCAACGUGUACACCAUGGGCGCCCAGGACCCGAGAACACUGCGGGCCGGUAGCGCCAGGCGACGCCGGUCCUCAGGUAGACAGCCGGGAAGCACGCCGUACCAACAGAUCGACACAGAACCACCCCUGGCCGGAAUCACAUAUCAGAAAACUGCAUGGGGGAGUCAGACGUCCAUCCCGGAGCUGAUCAGACAGCAGAGCGAGAGACAGCGCCCGCAGAGCGGUAGGCGGCCAUGGAGCGGGAGGGGGGUGCCGCCCCCUCCGCAACGGAAGGACAGUCGCGAACAACCCCCUCCACCGAGGGCACCAGGGGGGCUGAUAGCAGUUUUAGGAGAGAAAUACUCGCCGUCAGAGCGUCCUCCGAGCGGAGUGGCGACACACAACACGUCCACGUGGGUGCCCCGCGGCCGCGGCGCGAAAGACGAAGACGCGGAAGACACAGAUCGAAUCAUCCAAGAGAUCCUCAGCAGCCAGGACCAGACUGACAAGUCUCUAGCUAAGAUGACAAGGCUGUAUGGAGAGGGAGAGCCACCGCCCCCUCCCCGAGGGUCACCUGACCUGGAGCAGAUGAUCAAAGACCUGCCCUCCCAGUCAGACCUGCAGCAGGGCAGUCCACAGCAGGAUGGUUCAGAAGGGCAGCAGGAACCUACAACUGAAAUCUUGGUGCGGCAGGCGCCAGUGCCCCCGACUGUACCGCUUUUGCGGAGACCCGCGCCCGAACCCAUCCGCUUCGCCAUUCCAACGGGAGACGAGGACGAAGGCAACGGAGACGACAGCGAUGAAGAUCACAGAAGAAUAAGUACGAGCAGCAAGGAGGUAACUAAGGAUGUGGACAUUGUCAGCAUCACCAGCGAUACGUCGUCCCCGAGACUGUUACCCUCAACUUCUACAGCACUACACGCACAAGGAACGGACGAACAAACAAAUGUUGCAAGAAAGUUAAACGUCACUAUCAACGAGGGUCAGAAUGUACUGAUUAACAUUACUCCUCGAGAUAUUGCAUCAAGUGACGGUAACACAGAGCCCCCUAGCAGGCGCCCCAGAAGUGCAACGGUGGAGCGAAAGCCUGACACGAGCCUACAGUCUCUGCAAGAAGAGCUCGGGCUCACGGCUAAAGACGAGAGACAGAGAACGGCGUCUCCUAGAGGAGUACGGUCUGCGGUGAAGUCUCCGAGGUUGGUUAAACGUAGGGUCAAGUCUGCGAAGGCAAGACUCGAUGUACGGACGGUAUCUGUAGAGUACGGGGAGGAAAGAGAUGAGGACAAGGACGAGAAAGAGGAGGAAAAAACUACCGCAGAAAAUGAGCUCAAGAAGAGAAGAAGACGACGUCCAGACGAGGUUGAAACCAUGGUCUCUCGUAUCCCAAUCUCCGACUCAGAAGAGCACCAGUCAUCACAAUUUGUUGCAACAAACGAGGGUAGAACGGAAACUAGAAAAACACAAGUCAGCUCUGUCAACUCCAACAGAAACUACUACCAGCUGUCCUUACAGCAGAGCGAAAAGUACAAGACGGUAAAAACGAUCGAGUUUGCGGAUGGCGGGCCAUCGGAAACGAAGACGAAGACCCUGAUCAGUGUGACGGAGAGGCCUGAAGGUGUCCGAUCGGGAGUCUGGGAUGUGGGGGCUGGGGAGGGGAAAGAAAACCACCUCGGCAUCAAGAGACCGAUGUCUGCCCAAAGGAUUGUGUCCAGGCCACCUCCAAGACCAGAGUGUCGGCAGGGGUACUAUGCAGACAUGGACAGGCCUCAGCUAGAGACACCAGAACAGGCAGUAGACAUAGACCUGGAGCCUCCACGGAGCCCCUCUGCACUACAACAAGCUAUGGCUCUGAAUCAGAAGCCUCCCAGACCCCACUCAGCCAAGGUCCCCAGCAGAGGUCUGGCAAAGAGCCCCAGAAAACAUUCCCACCGCAGGCCCAGGUCUGCUACAGUAGGCAGCACGGGUGCAAAGAAGGAAGAAAAGGCUGUAAGCCGGGCCUUGGUUCCAGCGGCGCCCAAACCUAGCACAGCAGAACUGAGAAGAAACAGAGCGGCAGUGAAAGCCCUGAAGGCCGGUACCCUGUGUAAGGAGAAGGCAUACAUCGCCCCCUCCCCUCCCGUACAGGCGGUGAAGCCCAUCGUCAGGAAAACCAACCGGAGGAAGGACAGUUCCAGCUCAGACGAAGAACUGGUGGAGAAAAUGUUGCUGGCCAGACAGGAGGAUGUAAAUGAGACUAACACCCCUCGCACUGCAGAAUGUAAGGACAUCUAUGAUAGGCUGCAGGAGAAGGGCGUGGUCGUUUCCAUGGACACCAUCAAGAAAGGGUUGAUACCGCCUGAGGAAAAAACUUUCUCCGAGUGCACAUCCAAGCUUCCUACCAACACUACUACAAGCCUACUGAGCAGCCCUGAAGUCUGGCUCAGCACCGAGUUCAAAAGGCUGCGAUUGGCUGAAAAGGCUGUGGAACUGGCCAAUGAGAGACUGGCCCAGCAGCAGCGGGAAGAGAGAGGGGAAACUGACAAGGCAAAGGCUAAGAAAAAGAAGAAGACACCGAGUGGAAGCAAGAAGAAACACAAGAGAUCAGCUACUACCAGCUAAUGUGUUAUCAGAGUACCUCGGCAGAAAUCAGUGGACAUAUUUAUGUAGGGGAAGCAGGGCUCGAAAUUCAUUUUUGGGAAUAGGUGCACUGGUGCACCCAACCUAAAAAAUUACAAAAAAUGUUUGGGUGCACCAAAUAAAACAAAACUUACUGCUCCCCUUCUGAGCUUGAAUCUGAAAUGGGAGCUAACUUCAAAAUCUUAAACAAGUAUGAUAACAAAGAUUUUAUCAUUUUUCU